Drosophila ficusphila is the source of this 721-nucleotide messenger RNA. RefSeq names its product protein lin-52 homolog (gene lin-52). Gene Ontology annotation, cellular component: DRM complex. Gene Ontology annotation, biological process: regulation of DNA-templated transcription. The transcript has 4 exons. Bases 96 to 566 code for a protein of 156 amino acids. The record is from RefSeq and is a predicted model, not a curated record. Lineage: Eukaryota; Metazoa; Arthropoda; Insecta; Diptera; Drosophilidae.
GGCAACGCUGCAUUGUUUAUUCAACUGCCGCACUGAGCAGUUUUUGGACUUUUUCAAUUUUGUUCUUUUUUUUAGUGUUUUUGCUGUUUUAAACCAUGAACAAGGCAGAGUCAUCUGCGGAACGGUUUGCGCCAGAAUCUAUUCUGAAACCGGACGAAGAGGUGGCAGAGGCUUCAACGGCCAGCAGGAACCAGACCUCCGUUGGAGAGCAAAAACCGGAGACCAAAUCGAAACCGGACUCGCCAGAAGAUGAGCUCAUCUCCUUGGAAACGCUGCGCGCCUCGCCUGUCCAAUGGCCGGAGCGAUUUCCCGGAAUGGACGAGUUCCUCACCAUGAGCGACACGCCCAUCUACACGCGCACUACGGACUACGCCAACAACCUGACCAGCGAGGACAUGGCCAAGAUCAAUCAACUAUCGCAGCUUACUCCCGAGGAGCUGAUUGAGAAGAUAAAGUCCAUGCACGACGAGAUUUAUCAGUUGGGACUGCGAGAGGCUAAGGAGAUGACACGCGGAAAACUGUUGGGCAUCUUUGACCGGGAGCGCAUUCCGAAGCGGCAGCCAUGAGCCACGAUCAUCUGAUCCCUGUAAGUGGGCCUCCUUAAAAUCGGGUCGAUCUCUAUCUAAGAAUGUUUUUGUACAUAAAGCUAAUUUUAAAGUAAGAAGUGCUCGUACAGAAUGUAACACAAUUUUACAAGGAUAAAGAAGCGCUUGAACAGUAA